Molecule: messenger RNA, 2578 nt
Organism: Nasonia vitripennis (jewel wasp)
Lineage: Eukaryota; Metazoa; Arthropoda; Insecta; Hymenoptera; Pteromalidae
Product: putative leucine-rich repeat-containing protein DDB_G0290503
Exons: 11
Coding region: 140-2428 (762 amino acids)
Source: RefSeq, a predicted model, not a curated record
CAUCAUAACAUGAUCACGAUAGUCAUUCGUCUGUACUGACGAAUAACUGAGACUUAAGUUAAGAGUAUUCUUUGUGACAUUUUAAAAGAUAUAAAUAUAUAAAGUUUUAUUAGUGGACACUCUUUAAGACACUGACAAGAUGAGUACUAGUUUACGUGACGAUACUAAAAACCUUUCUAAUAAGAUGAUUGACUUACCGUGUUGGCUUUUCGAUGAACAUUUAACUUCUAUGGAUAUCAAAAAGACCAUUGUAUUGUCGCCAAAAAAACGCAAAGAAAAUAACGUGCAAAUUAUGCCAAAUUCUAAAAUAAAAAAUUCAGUAUUCCUAAACAAGACAAUUUCGACGUUAAUUAAAAUAUUUACUUUUGUGUGUCAAAUUUUUGGAAUUAUUGUAGCUACAAUUUACUCUUUUGUCAAACAAAGAAUGAUUCCAGAACAAAAAAACGAUUCAUCGAUAUUGAGAGUUAGCCAAACCGAAACGCACGUUCAAAAUUUAAACAACAUUAUGGCGUCCUUGAGAAUGUACGCGAGUGAAGCUGAAAACGAGCACAAACAUGUUUCUAGUCAUUUUAAAAGUAUGAAAACUCGAAUUGAAAAACAAGAAGAGAUUUUAGACAAAAAUCUGGUUGAAAUUAAUGAUUUGAAAGCAAGGGUUAACGAGGCCGAACUAAACUCUGAUCAACAAAAUAAAGUUAUUAAAAGCCUUGGAGAAGAGUUAGAAAAAAAUAAAGAACAAUUAUUGAAUGCUGAAAAUAAGUUUGCUAGUAUAACUAAGCAACUUAGGUCGUCGGUUUCUUCAGAGCCAGCUAACGAACUACAGAUAUUCAAUGAAUCUGACGAAGAUUACAUUUUUAUUAUUAAUCAUAUUCGAGACAUGAAAUUUAAAAUACAAUAUCAGGAAAACCAUUUGGCAAGCAUUCUUCAAUUGAUCAAUAAAUUAGACGAAUUGCACGAUUUCAACAAAACUAUCGAUCAACAAACGAAAUCAAUAAUUAAUUUGAAAGAUGGUUUGAGACGAAAGUCGGCAAAUAUAUUUGAAAGUCUGAAAAACAUCGUGGGCCGAGGUUCAGAGUCUAUUUGCUUAGAUGACAGUGCAGAAUCCGAGGAUGUUGAAGUGUUUGACGAAAGUUUGAAUGUGAUCGAGCAAAAUGCCAAGUCAUUUAUCGAGGAUGUGGAUGCUAGAUUUGAAAUUUUAGGAGGUAACAAGGGACACUUUAUACAACCUCAACGAAGAUUUUCCGACGCGCUAAAGCAAAAUUUAAGUUUCUGCGUCAUUCAAAAUAGUACUCAAAUCCCAAACAUAUCAAUUGCACCCAUUGAAAAUGUAAGCGCUUGUCAAUCAACGAUGAUUGCAAAAAAUGUCACUACUUUUGAAAAGGGAAUCCAAACCAGUAUCAACGUUGAAUGCAAUGAUGCCGGUUGUCAAACAACCGAAUCGCUAUGCGGAAAUUACGACUCAUCUGUAAGCAGUGUUAAAAAUAUGAUGCAAAAAACGCUUGACAACUUUAAUUCACUUCAAGAGCGCCAUGGAAGGAUGAGAGAAACGUUGGAUGCUUAUAAAUUUGAUAAAAGUCAAUUUGGAAAACCAUGUGAUAAGUCAAUUAAAAAUUUGGAAAAGGAAGUAGCUGCAUUUAAAACUCAGAUUAAUGAAAAAGAUUCUAAGAUUGUUGCGUUGACAGAAAAAUUACAGUUAGUAGAUGAAUUGACUAAAGAAAAGGCAAAGCUGAAAGAACUAUUAGAUGCAACCAAAGAAGAAAAUUACAACUUAAAGGACGAGAUUGCAAAGCUUUCAUUAUCAGAGCAAGAAAAAGACCAAAAAGUAGCUGUUCUCGAAGAAGAUUUAAACGUAACAAAACAGUCUUACGAAAAUAACAUAGCUUUUUUAACGAAAGAAGCAGACAACAUGAACAAAGAUAUUAUGUUGCUUAAUCAGAAAUUAUUAACAGAAAAAGAAAAUAUAAAAAAUCUUAAGCUGCAUUAUAAUAAGGUUAAUCAACAUCUUCAAGAUCAGGUAAAGACUAACGAAACAACAAUAGCAAGCUUAAGAAUGGAUCACGACAUGUUAAGAAACACAUAUGACGCUUUGGAUAAAAUGCAUAAGGAGACGAAUGUCCAAUACAGUAAUACGAUAAAAAAGAAAGAUGCAACAAUCCAUUUCUAUAAACUGGCUAACGAGACUCAAAGUGCUGAAAUUAAAAAUUUAAAAGAAGAGGUUAAACAACUGAGUAUUUUGCCACAUGGAGAAAAAGACAAGUACCCUAGAACAGCGUUACAAGAAAAUGUGCAGCGAUAUAGAUCACGUUCUAAUUCCAAAGAAUACGAUGGUAACAGUAAGAUUCCUACGAAUUUUGUCAAAGGUACUUUCCCUAAUUUACAUUCUAACAUCACAUAUCGAGUAAGAUCUUCACCAACAGACCGUCGAAAGUAAACAAAUUAAGUUAAUACGCUUUCUGAUGCAGCGAGACUGGAUACAAUUUAUUAAAAUUAUAUAUAUAUAUAUGAAAAUAUUUAAGUUCCCACAAAAAAAGAAUUAAAAAUAUCUAAAGGAUGAAUAAUAAGACUUGUUUUAGUCUCAAUU